ACGAGGAACAAAAGCACGGUUUGCUUUUUGUUACGUGUGGUGCGCAUACAGGUGGAGAUCUCACACGGUUUAGACUUGAUCAUUUUUAGAAGAUUAAAACGCGUCUAAUUUGUACUGCUUGUUUUAAGUGUGUGGAGUUUGUUGCUUAGCAGCGUGGAGCGUCUCCUGAUUGGCCGAUAUCUCGCACUCGCUCCAGCGCUCUUUGAAACGCUCGUGAAAGGUGCGCGAGCGCGCUACAGAACUGUUCACAACUCUAAACCUGCGAAACAUUUAACUACACCAGCGCAUCUUCACUGUGAGCAUUUUAUUUUGAACGUAUUUGCAUUAUGCACGUCAGUUUGUCGACGCUCAACAUCUUUUGAAGUGGGAAAGAAAGAAUGAUAAAGAGACAAAUGGAUGCAAGUGCUCGAGUUUUUAAUGUGGGCUUAUAGUCUGGAGGGCUCGUGUUACCCAGAACACCAUGAUUACUGAUUCGUCAAAUCCGGCAGAGUUUUACGAGGACAGCGCUUCACUUCUGUCCUUGGACUCCAGUGUAUUUUUCAGUGAGCCCGUUGUGCCAAGCGCUGAUCCCCUGGACUUCUUCAUUAUAAAUGUCGGAGGCAGUCGCUACAUCCUCUCUCAGGAAUUGUUGGCCUCCCACCCCGAGACUCGCUUGGGUAAGUUGGCCCUUUCCACCCGAGACUCUGCUUUAGACUUGUGCGACGAUGCGGAUUUCAUGGAGAACGAGUACUUUUUUGACCGCAACUCGCAGACCUUUCAGUACAUCAUGCACUUUUACAAGACGGGCCGUUUGCAUGUGCGCGAGGAGCUGUGCGUGAUCUCCUUUCUGCAAGAGAUCGAAUACUGGGGCAUCGACGAGCUCCGCAUAGACAGCUGUUGCAGGGACAAAUACUACCGAAGGAAGGAAAUUAAGGAGUCGAUGGAGAUUAGUAAGGAAUCUGACGUAGUGGACAGCGAUAAUGAGGACUUUAAUGGCGUUAUUUGCCAGGACUUGCGGCAACGCCUCUGGGACCUGAUGGAGAAGCCAGAUUCCUCCAAGGCGGCCAAGACAUUCGGGACACUGUCCAUGCUUUUUGUGGUGGUGUCAAUAGUGAACAUGUCACUGACUUCUCUCGAUUUCACUAUUCUCGGAGCACCCAUCCUGGAUGUUCUCGAAUACAUUUGUAUCAUCUGGUUUACAGGUGAACUGGUUCUCAGGUUUAUGUGUGUUAAGGAUAAGUGUAAGUUCAGCAGGAGCGUGGUGAACAUCAUAGACCUGCUGGCCAUUUUGCCAUUCUAUGUGACUUUGGCCGUGGAGAGCCUGCAUGGCGAAUCUACGGAGCUGGAAAACGUUGGACGAGUAGUUCAGGUCUUGAGACUGAUGAGGUCGCUCAGGAUGCUAAAACUUGGCAGACACUCCACAGGUCUUAAAUCUUUGGGCAUGACGAUAACUCAGUGCUACGAGGAAGUUGGUCUCCUGAUGCUGUUCCUUUCCGUCGGCAUCUCCAUCUUCGCCACGGUGGAAUACGCCAUCGAGCAUGACAUUCCAGAGACCACCUUUCCCAACGUGCCCAGUGCCUGGUGGUGGGCCACCACCUCCAUGACCACGGUGGGCUACGGCGACAUCCGUCCCGACACGGUACUUGGAAAGAUAAUGGCCUUUAUCUGCAUCCUCUCUGGGAUCCUCAUCCUCGCGCUGCCUAUCGCCAUCAUCAACGAUCGAUUCUCCGCCUGCUACUUCACUCUUAAAAUGAAGGAGGCGGCGCUUCGGCACGGAGAGGCUCUGAAGCGGCUGACGCGCAGCUCGACCUCGGACAUGACGGCUAUAGGGGUGAACCUGCGCGACGCCUACGCCAGAAGCGUGCUGGAGAUGCUGCGGUUGCAGGGGCGAGAGCGAGAGCGAGCGAGCACACGCAGUAGCGCAGGAGAUCUCUGGUGGUAACAGAAGGCCUACAUACUAACAGACACAAAGUGUGUGUGUGUGUGUGUGAGAGAGAGAGAGAGAGAGAGAGUGAGAAAGUCUUUGAAAGGACACCAAAACCUUUUCAGCUGAAAAUGUGUGAUUUCUAUGACACUAGCAGCAUUGAAUUGAAUUGCAAAAAUAAUGAGUGUUCUCAAACAGGUUUCCGCCCGCCAGCUAUUGGUUGGGCAUUUAGGUAGUCCCCGCCCCAUUGGUUCAUUAGUUGAGUUGCUGAUAAUGUGCCACCCAAAACAACCAUGUCAUGUUGAAAGCAACAUAAUGUAUGCUAAGAAGUGUUUACUUUUUUUUGGAAGACCACAAAUAGUUCUGCAUACAAAAUUGCAUUUUAAACACAAGCAGAGCAAAUGUUUGUGCAAAUUUGCAUAAAGGUUGAACUGGCAUUGCAUUCAUCAAUUCAACAAAUGCAGCAAUUUCAACAGAAUCCCUUUAUAGUUUAGGUUUGCCACAAGCAUGUUCUCUUUAUAUUUGUAUAAAAGAUCACCUGCUUAUAUGUAAUGUAACUAGUUUAUUAUGUUCAAUUUAAAGAUAUGUAAUAAAAUAUAUGUCCUAA
Misgurnus anguillicaudatus (oriental weatherfish) is the source of this 2510-nucleotide messenger RNA. RefSeq names its product potassium voltage-gated channel modifier subfamily V member 1 (gene kcnv1). Lineage: Eukaryota; Metazoa; Chordata; Actinopteri; Cypriniformes; Cobitidae. Gene Ontology annotation, biological process: protein homooligomerization; potassium ion transmembrane transport; action potential. Gene Ontology annotation, molecular function: protein binding; voltage-gated potassium channel activity. The record is from RefSeq and is a predicted model, not a curated record. Gene Ontology annotation, cellular component: membrane; voltage-gated potassium channel complex.